CGUUUUGCUGAUGGCUGUUUAUUUACAUCGUCAUUCAAAGAGUCAGCGAAAAAACUUUCCACAGGAACUUGGCUCAACGUUCAACAACGACACGGAAGUUAAAUUAUUUUUUGCAAUCAUAGGUUUAUUUUGUAAUCUACAACAUUCGUUUGUGCCAGGGUGGGUCACCGUAGUAUAAAAUUCCAAUUCCUCAGGGAAGAGAUCAGCGAUUGCAAAAUGUUCCAGUUCAAUGGAUUCAACAUGAUGUUCCCGGACCAUUCCCGUCCGUUCAACACCACCUAUAAGUGCUAUUCGGUUUCGAUGCUGCCGGGGAACGAGCGCCAGGACGUCGAGAAUGGAGGAAAAAUCAUCAUGCCACCGUCGGCUUUAGACCAGCUGACCAGACUGAACGUCGAGUACCCAAUGCUGUUCAAAUUGACCAACAACAAAAUCAAUCGUAGUACACACGCCGGAGUACUGGAAUUUGUGGCGGACGAAGGGAAGAUCUACAUUCCUUAUUGGAUGAUGCACAAUCUGCUCCUGGAUGAAGGCGACAUAGUUCAGAUCGAGAGCGUGUCUCUCCCGGUGGCCGUCUAUUCCAAGUUUCAGCCGCAGAGUGUCGAAUUCCUGGACAUCACCAACCCAAAAGCAGUGCUAGAGAAUUGUCUGCGGAAUUUUGCCUGCCUUACGACCGGUGACCUCAUCGCAAUCAAAUACAACAACUACACGUACGAGCUGUCGGUACUGGAGACGAAACCCGGCCCCGCGGUCACCAUCAUCGAGUGCGACAUGAAUGUGGAAUUCGCCCCGCCCGUGGGAUACACCGAGCCGCAGAAGAAGGCCAAAGAGGAGGAACCGAUGACGGUGGAUCCGGCGGAGUUGAUGCCCGAACCGGCCGGCUUUGUGGCGUUCAAGGGUUCCGGGUCACGACUUGACGGCAAGAAGAAAAAGGAAGGUUCCGUGUCGGAGUCGGCACCGGUCCAGAGGGCAAACUAUGUUCGCGGUAUCCCGGACUAUGACCACCCGUUCGGAUUGUUACGAUUUGAUAGGACCGUCCGGAAGGAGGAAUCGAACGAUAACAAACCAGAAGAGGACCCGUUCGAGGCGUUCAAGGGCACCGGUUUCAGUUUGAAAAAGAGUCGGAAAUGAGUUCCGGUGGGCGGUGGUGCGAGCUGGAGAGUGUUUUCUUACUUUUGAUGUAAUGAACUUAAUCUACUACACGAAAUAAAAUCGCAGAUUUGGCAAGUGUGAUAUCGAAA
Messenger RNA from Armigeres subalbatus, 1238 nucleotides. Its product is annotated as ubiquitin fusion degradation protein 1 homolog. Lineage: Eukaryota; Metazoa; Arthropoda; Insecta; Diptera; Culicidae. The transcript is spliced from 4 exons. Gene Ontology annotation, molecular function: polyubiquitin modification-dependent protein binding. The record is from RefSeq and is a predicted model, not a curated record. Bases 217 to 1128 code for a protein of 303 amino acids. Gene Ontology annotation, cellular component: VCP-NPL4-UFD1 AAA ATPase complex.